UAAGACGCUUCAUCACGGUCGAAAUAGUUGUUAUCUUUUUGUGGAAAACAUUAACCUCAAGUUAAAAAGUGUAAACUAAUUUCCGUCGUUUGAGCUUUUUAUUUUCAAUAUGAGAAAAUUAAUGGAAUUUACAAUCUAUCUAUUUGGUGUGUUGGCUGUUGCAAACGGGUGUUCUGAGCCUGAGGGUGGUUACAAAGAGCCGACGCCGGCGUCCAAUGUGUUUUUUUCAAAACAUGUCGUCGUCGGUGAAGUAACUGAGAUCAUACGACCUGAUCCUUUGUUCGGAGAUACGUUUGACAAUAGUACCUACGGUGCCAGUGUAACGGUCCAGUGUACAUACAAGGGCGGACCACUACCCGGGAGUAUCCAGAUAGGCGGGGCAGGUUUCACACCCGGCCAUUGCAGAGCGCUGGACCUGGUAAAAGGACAGAAGUAUGUGAUGUUUCUAGAAGCAAAAGACGAGAGUAGCGAUUCAUACCAACAAACCCCUGAACAGCCAGCAGUCUCAAAGAGUAAACUGAUGGACUAUUUGAAUGUGUGUGACCUAUACAUGCAGUACCCUGAAGAGAAUGGAAUAACGCUGAAGCGUCAAGUGUGUCCAGAAGAAAGUAAACUUAACAAAUGUCAGCGGCACACAGAAACAGAUGCGGCUGCGACAGUAAUGGCGUCGUUAUCCGCAAUGUUGUUUUGUGUAGCAGUUCAGUUAUUGUAGUAGAAAGUGAGACAUUUGACGUCAAAUCCUUCGUGUUAAAUCUUAUUUCCCUGGGAAAGUUCCGAUGACAGUUACGUAUAGGAUAAUGUUGUCAUUAUAUACAGCCAUCGUUCAUCCAUCGCCCAAUUACGAAAGCGCAAUUGUAAUAUAAUAGGAUAGUAGGAUUAUAGGAUGGCGAUUCUAGGAUAGCGAUAGUUGGAUAUUGAUGAUAGGAUGGUAUAUUGCAAUUAUACUUUUUAUACAAUCGGAUGGUAGGAUGGAAUUCUGCAGUUAUACUUUUUUUAUACAAUCGCCACAUCCUACCAUCACUAUGUUACUGUAUCCUGUAGGCUAUUAAAAUCAUUUGAUAUUGUCAAAAUGUCUCUCAUAUCAGUCAGUCUAAAAGUAUUUAUAAGAUAUAAAGUAAUGACAUAAUGAAAUAACUGUUUCGUUCAUACCCCACCGUCAUCCAUCGCCAAAUUGCAAAAGCACGACGGUAAGAUAGUGGGAUAGUAGGAUAGUGUGAUAGUGGUGGAAACAUAGCAGGAUUGUUGAACACACCGAUAGAAGGAUAGCCAUCAUAGGCUGAUAGUUUGCCAUCCUACUAUCAUUAUCUUUCUAUCGCCAUUCUACUAUUUAUAUCCCACCACCUAGUCUGUGUUCAGACACAGGAGAUAACUCAUGAGGCUAUUCGAAUUUUGUAUAAUUAUGUCCCUUUUCUUCUCAAAAAACUGGAGAUAAUCAGAGCAAAGACUGAUGAAGUCAGAAUAAAUAAAAGAAUCAUUUUUUCUUCGUCAAAUCAUAUACCCGUUAUUUAGUGACUCUUGUCCUACUACGUUAAGUGUAUUAGAACGGAAUCGGGGUCAGUUUAUUCAAAUCCUACCGUCGUCCAUCGCCCACUUUGCAAAGCCCGACGGUAGGAUAGUAAAUGUUAGAUGGUAGGAAAGUAUGGUGACGGAAUAAAAGGACGGCAAUAGUAAGAUGACAUGGUAGGAUAAGAGUAUAGUUGGAUGGUAGGACAUGAACGCAGCAGAAUGAUAGGUUAGACAGCAGGAUGGCAAUAUUUCAAUAUAUCCUACCAUUGUUAUCCUACCAUCCUAGAAUCGCCAUCCAGCUAUCCGACCAUCACUAUCCUACUGACCUAUUACUCUAACACACUGCUUUGUUAAUUUGGCGAGUGGCGAUGGCAGCAGAAUAGCAGACGAACGCUUAAAGUGAAUAACUACGUAUGAUUAUAUAAAAGAUAAAAGGCAAUAAUAGGAUGUGACAGGAUAACUAAACGGCGAUGGUAGAGAAGUGUGAUAGCGAUGAUAGAGUCGCAUGAUAAGAGGAUAAUAGGAUAGCGAUGGCAGGAUCGUAAGAUUGCGAUAGUAUAAUAUUUCAUCCUAACAUCCUGCUAUUGCUAUCCUGCUACAAUAAUUCUACUGUCAUACAUCGUCUUCCUAGUAUUCAACUAUCCUAUCAUCCUACCACAAUUGUCUUCUUUUGACUUCGCAAAUUUGAUGGUUUGUAUGUAAACUAGUUACUCUCCUAGGGAAUUUGUUGUACCAUUUUUACUUGAUUAUUUUUAUUGUAUUUCUUUUUUUGUGACAAGGCUUUUGAAUAAUCAAGCGAUGCGGCCCUCUGAUAGCUCUUUUGUAUAUUGCAUUUAUUAUAUACGCUAUAGCAUAAAUUGUAUCUAUUAUUUUACUAUAUACACUGUGCAGUAAAAGAUAUAUACAGCUUUGUAAAAUGGUGUUAAUGUGUGUUUACUUUGGCUUACUAGUAAAAGGCUCGGACACCAUGUUUAUUGCUUUAAAUGUUUAAUACGAAAUAUGCAUGCAAAUGCUAAUUGUAAGUCGCUUAACCCUUGUCAUGCUGGACACGAUUGGUUCUGAUUUGCAACCAGUAUAGGUCAUUAGCAGUCUGCACAUCUAUGCAGUCUGAUCAGGAUCUGCACUGUUCAGUCUGAGUGUCAACAAUUUACAAUAUAUUUUGUAUAUCUCAUCGUAUGUUCUGUGGCCAUCUCACCACGAGCAGUUCAGUUUGUUGAGAGUUUAAAGGUGAAAUAAGUAAUAUUCAUUUUCAGCUUUAACAUUAAAAUAUUUGAUUUUUAUACAUAUACACACUAAUAUCACACUCUAUAAACGACUGUAUUCCCCCUCUUCCUGUUGCGACCGAUCAAAACAAUAAACUGACGGCUAAAUGUUGAAAAACACAAUUUUAAAGCGACUGAUAAUUAUGCUUUGAUGGUAUGUAUAUUUAAAUUUUAUUGGAAGCUGGACAUGAUUUGUUUCUGUAUAUAAUGUGUUAGACUGAUUACAGGUAAAAUUCUAGCAAAAAUCUCGAUUGAUCACUGAUUUUGUCCAGAAAUUGUACAUUGUCGGCGUCAAAAGUACAUAUUUUCUUGAUUGAAGAAUGAUCCACAUGUAAAUCCCACUAUUUCAUGGAUAAAGAAACAAUACUAGUUUGGUAAAAUCAAAUAAAAUCAUUGCUAAAGUC
Mercenaria mercenaria is the source of this 3172-nucleotide messenger RNA. RefSeq lists its product as uncharacterized. The record is from RefSeq and is a predicted model, not a curated record. Lineage: Eukaryota; Metazoa; Mollusca; Bivalvia; Venerida; Veneridae. The transcript is spliced from 3 exons. The coding region runs from base 110 to 712 and encodes 200 amino acids.